AUGUUAGAACAUGUGAAUGAUUACUUUAGCAAACGUGAGGAAAUAGUUAAUGGCAUUCAUGGUGCACCAGUAAUAGCCAAAGAGUACAUACGUGGGCAAACAUCAACUGGGAAUAGAAUUAAGGUGUCUACUCUUAUGGGUGGCUGGGAUGUGCAUGAAGUUCCUUAUGUAUAUGAAGUUAGUCGUGAUGAAUUUAAGCGAGAAUCCAAAUCCUCGAUUAGCAAGGGAUUUGCAAGUGGAAGUGGUGGUCCAUAUGUUUGGAAAUACUUGAAUUGUUGCAAUCUGAAAGUCCAUAGUUCAAAUGAAUUGUUACAGCAUUUGAUAAAGGCUUUAUUAUAUGCAGCCCUUUUUGAUGAAUGUAGCGGUGGAUAUGUGCGUGUGUUUCAGGUAACAAAAACAGAUGCUAUUAAGGUAUAUGACCAACCGAUUCUGCAAGCGCUUUUUGAUGAUCAUUACGAUGCCUUAGCUAGAUAUCUUUCCAACUCAUUGUUCUUCCUCUUUGACACAAAUGAUUACAAGUAUACACAUGACAUUAAUGCAAAAGUGAACAAGGGAUUCGAAAGACAGUUUAUAAAAAAGAAAUAUAAGGGGAAUGUUGUCAUAAAGCGAGGAACAACAUACAUUGUACGACUCGUACAUUUUAACAAACGAGUUGAUAAACUAUAUGCGAAGCUGAAACGAAAAACUGGUCAACGGACUGUGCCUCGCGAAUUUCAAGAUCUAGAGUCAGUUGAAAUUGAAAAAAUUGACGUAGCUGAUAAAGUUGGUCCAAACAGGCCACCUAAGCCUCCCCCUGUUCAAAAGCCACCCUCACCACCGCCUGCUGAAUUGGGAGCAAUCGGAGCAACGACUGAAGACAGUACUUCUUCAUAG
Messenger RNA from Prunus armeniaca (apricot), 873 nucleotides. The record is from the annotation of a GenBank genome assembly. Lineage: Eukaryota; Viridiplantae; Streptophyta; Magnoliopsida; Rosales; Rosaceae.